AUGGCUAUGCCCGGUACAGAAACUAUCCGCUUCAGGCGGCCGACAAAUGUCGCUGGCCCGACAAAGGUCGAGGAGAAGGACCAGUUUGGAAACGCGGCGCCCUCGGGAUGGAAGCGGAGACACCAAGGUCUGCUGCAGGACCAGGUUGGACGGCAACGAAACGGGCCCGUCGUGCCAUCGCUGUCGUUUGCGUUCCGUCUCCUGAUGCUCGUGCGCUUUACUGGCGCCAUGUAUGCGAUCAUCAGCGACUGCGACGAAGUGUUUAAUUUCUGGGAGCCGCUGCACUACUUCCAACACAACUCGGGAUGGCAGACGUGGGAGGUGUCGGCGCAGUACGCUGUGCGCAGCUGGGCGUACAUUGUCGCGCACUGGCCGUUCGCCUUCCUCGGCCCGAAGUUUCUCGGACUUGGUGAGCGCCAGCAGUUCUUCGCGCUCCGCAUCUGUCUCGCUGCGAUCUGCUCAUUCGCCGAGGCCAAGUUCUUCCGCACCGUUGUCACCGAGGUCAACGAGCGCGUUGGCCGGUACAUGUUCUUCAUGAUGCUGUUCAGCGCCGGAAUGUGGAACGCUUCGACUGCGUUCAUUCCAUCUUCGUUCGUCAUGUAUACAACCAUGCUGGCUGCGUCCUACUGGUUCCAUCCCGCCACGUCGACCCCCACGGGCAAGCGUCGCGCCUUCCUUGCGACGUUCUUCACAGCACUUGGGGCGAUUCUCGGCUGGCCGUUUGCUGCGGCUCUCGGCCUUCCCUUCGUGUUCGAGUAUCUGUUUGUAGCUGGCGGUGAAAUCGUUGCCCCCUCGAACCGCAUUGUCUGGGGCAGCGGUCGGAUGAACACGCUGAUUCGCGCUGUGAGCUGGUCGGCGUGCCUCGCGAUCCCCGUGGCGGCGUUCGAUUCUUGGGCCUACGGCCGCAACACGUUCCCGACGCUGAACAUUAUCCUGUACAACCUCUUCUCUAAGGGUGGCCCUGAUCUCUAUGGUACCGAGCCCUGGUACUGGUACAUCGCGAACCUGUUCGUCAACUUCAACUUCCUGACGCUCGCCGCUCUGGUGGCACUUCCGGCGUUGCUGUUCACGUACAAGUUUGACUUCCGCCGUCUCGGCAAGACGCAGAUGAAGCCGAAGGAGGGAGAGAGCAGCCCGUACCUGCUCCUCGCGAUCCGCCUUGCGCCGUUCUACCUGUGGUUCAUCUUCAUGAGCCUGCAGCCGCACAAGGAGGAGCGCUUCAUGUCCCCGAUUUACCCGUUCCUGUGCUUCAACGCUGCUGUCACCAUCUACCUCGUCAAGGGCUGGCAGGAGACGCUGUUCAUCAACCUGACGCACUCGCCGUACCGUGCGUCGCAGACGAGCAUGUUCUCCAACUUUGCGCUCGCCGCUGUCCUGCUCCCGUGCCUUAUCUCGCUCGGCCGCAUCGCCGCCACCCUCAAGUUCUACCAGGCGCCCUUCAACGUUGCGUACUACUUCCAGUACACGACGCUCCCCAACGUCCUCUCCGACAUGGGCUAUGAGCCGCUUCCUCUCCGCGAGGGCAGGAGCGGCGAGGACGUCCAGCACGAGUGGGACCUCACGCCGCUGCAGAACAUGACCCACCCGAUCAAUCUCUGCUACGGUACUGAGUGGCACCGCUUCCCGUCAUCGUUCCUCGUUCCCGAGGGCGUCAACACGCAGUGGAUCCAGACGAACGGCGAGGGCAUGAUGCCUCGUCAUUGGAACCCGAGCGGCCCCGCCGGCGCUUGGCCGCGCGAGGAGACUCGCGUUGUCCACUUUGGUCGCUUCAACGACAUGAACGAGCCCAGCGCCGAGCCCGGAGCCUACCUUCCCGUCGAGCAGUGCCACUACCUCGUCGCCGUGUCGCUGCCGUCGCAGCAGUUCUCGGAGAAGGAGCCCGACUACGUGCACGACGACGCGUGGAACCGUGAGUUCUGCACGACGUUCCUUGACGCCGCUUCGAGCCGCCCUUGGAGCCGCUUCCUCUGGUUCCCCUGGGGUGUUGGCGAGAAGGGCCGUGUCUACGGCGAGUACUGCCUGCUCCGCCAGAAGGGCGUCGAGAUCAACACGGAAGGUCUCUGA
Trichosporon asahii var. asahii CBS 2479 is the source of this 2064-nucleotide messenger RNA. Its product is annotated as mannosyltransferase. The record is from RefSeq and is a predicted model, not a curated record. Bases 1 to 2064 code for a protein of 687 amino acids. Lineage: Eukaryota; Fungi; Basidiomycota; Tremellomycetes; Trichosporonales; Trichosporonaceae. Gene Ontology annotation, cellular component: endoplasmic reticulum membrane. Gene Ontology annotation, biological process: protein N-linked glycosylation. The transcript has 5 exons. Gene Ontology annotation, molecular function: alpha-1,2-mannosyltransferase activity.